Molecule: messenger RNA, 2268 nt
Organism: Cannabis sativa
Lineage: Eukaryota; Viridiplantae; Streptophyta; Magnoliopsida; Rosales; Cannabaceae
Exons: 11
Coding region: 288-1964 (558 amino acids)
Biological process (GO): regulation of ubiquitin-dependent protein catabolic process
Molecular function (GO): protein binding
Source: RefSeq, a predicted model, not a curated record
GUGUGGGCUGUGACAAAGAAACCUAUGUGGAACUCGAAAGUAUUAAUAAAGUUGUAGAUAAAGCCAGAGUUUUUCGCUUUUAUUUCAGAAGAAUCACCCACUCAAACUCAUAACCUUCAUCACCAAGAAAACUAUAUAAGUUCUUCUCCACCUCCUCGUACCAGAUUAAGAUUAUUAACCUACACAUAAUAAUUAGACUACAGUCUUGUCGAGUCCAAACUCCUCUACCUACCACACUCAAAAGAAUCCACUCUCUGAUCACUAUCUUCCUUCAAUCGUCCAUACCCAUGUCGAAGCUGAAGAUUGCAGGGACGUGGGCUGGUGUUAUAGAUGUCGAAUUGGAUAAUUGGACCGUUCCCAUGUUGAGGGAAGAGGUUGCUAAGCGAUCAAACUGUGGACCCAACUCCAUCAAUUUGAUUUGCGCCGGGAAAGUUUUAAAAGAUGGCGAUGGAAACGAUAAGCUUGGUCAAUUGGGUAUCAAGAACAACUCCAAAAUUUUGUCUACCCGGGUUGCUGCCGAUGAGGGUAAAUUCAUAAAGAACGAGUUGAUGGCUGAGGAGGAACGCUCUCGUAGACUUGCUCGACUUAAGUCAGCUGCUGCCGCAAUGUCCCAAAGAAAUGCAGACGGUACCUUACCGUUUGAUGAUCAAGUUAUCGAACUGGAAGAUCAAAGUGGACGACAAGUGAAAUUAGGAACAGAGACUGAUCAGCGUGCAAUCAUGAUGGGCCUGAUGCUUCAUACCAAUGGAAAGGAGCUAAUUAACAAGGGAAAUUACAAAGAAGCAAUGGAAGUACUUACUAUGGGAGAGGAGGCAUUCUCUUUAUGUGAUCCGAAGGUCAUGGAGUUUAUCGACAAUCCUCCAAUACUGCAAAUAGACAUUGUAUGGUGCUACUUCAUGCUACGAGACAUUAGCUGUCUCUCAGUGGCAGGGGAGCGCCUUAAGAAGGCAAGACAGAAUUUUGAACGCUCUCAUGGAAAGGAUUCCCACCGUGUCAGAUUCCUUCAAGGAGGUCGCUACCCAGAGCUUGCACUAUAUUUGAGACUGGAGUUGCUGGAAGGAGUGGUAGCUUACCACAGUGGUCAAUUUGAUAAAUCAAGAAAGGUGCUGACCUCUGCACGAGAAAGAUUUAUCCGGCUACAGGUGCCUGAUGAAGCCUUGUCACUUGUUAUGAGCAUGGGCUUUAGAGAACACGAUGCAAAGAGGGCAUUGCGGAUGAGCAAUCAAGAUAUUGAGAGUGCCAUUGAUUUUCUUGUUGAACAAAAAGCAAAGAGGCUACAGAAAAGGGUAGAGGAUCUUCAGAAACAAAAGGAGUUGAUGGAGCAAAAGGCAUAUGGAAGGACACCCUUAAAGAAGGCUGUGGAUCUCCAGAAGUUGAAUGAAUUGGUCUCUAUUGGGUUUGAGAAGGAGCUUGCAGCUGAAGCACUUCGACGAAAUGAGAAUGAUACACAGAAGUCAUUGGAUGAUUUGACUAAUCCAGAGAUUAAUUCCUCAAUUCAGUUUACUAUUGAAUCAAGGAAAAGAAGGAGACAGCAAAAAGCUAAUGAUGCUUCAAUUGAAACCCUUGUACAAAUGGGUUUCGAAAGAUCAAGAGCAAGUGAAGCUGUUCAGGCUGGUGGGACAGUCGAGGAAGCGAUGCUUCGAUUGUUGUCACAACAGCAAUCUGCAUCAAACCCUACAGAUGAUGCUGCUAACAACAAUACAGAAUCAGCGCCUAUUCCUCCAGCUGCCUCUGACGCCGUUGCGAGUUCUUCAGUUCCAUUAACGGAUGAUAUUGUGGAAGAAGAAGAUAAUGGAGGUUCAUCUACUGCUGAGAAAGUAGAAGAUCGUGAUGAAGAGAUGGAGGACGUGCUUGCAGAUGGACUAGCAAAAGUCGAUGCUUUGUCAGACUAUGACAUUGAAGUUACCAAAGAAGGUGAAGCCAUAAACGAGUACUUGGCGAUGCUGGAUUCAGCGGGCAAGUAAUGAAAGCUGGGUAAUUUUACUGGAGGAGAAAAAUAGUUGGAGAGUAGUGCAAACAGAAUAAUGUGAAUAUGGUAUUAGUUGAUAAAAUAUUAGGUUGGGUGGCAGGAUUAUGGGAGUUUUUACAAUUUAUGCAGGACAAAGUUGUAGGGGAGAUCCAUAGUCUAACUGAAAUUAGAGAGAUGGGUAGUGAAUAAUUAAUCCAAUGUUUUAGCUCUUUAAAACAUUAUCUCUUGUGAAUAAUAGGUUUUUCAUUACAGCUUCGGAAGAUAUUAGUUAUACACAAGCUUGACAUUUCUUUCUUACA